AUGAGCGACAAAGCCGACAAGGUUACUGAGCAAGCCUCCAAGAUCAUCAAGGUCCGCAUCACCAUUACCUCGACUAACGUCAAGAGCAUCGAGAAGGUCUCUGAGGACAUUGUCUCUCGCUCUAAGCAGUCUGAGGUCUUCACCAAGGGCCCCGUCCGUCUGCCCACCAAGGUUCUGAAGAUCACCACCCGUAAGACCCCUAACGGUGAGGGUUCCAAGACUUGGGAUAGCUACGAGAUGCGCAUCCACAAGCGUCUCAUCGACAUCCAGUCUCCUAUUGACGUUAUCAAGCGUAUCACUGCCUACAACAUGGUCCCUGGUGUCAACAUCGAUGUCACCGUUGCUAACUAA
Wickerhamiella sorbophila is the source of this 351-nucleotide messenger RNA. RefSeq names its product 40S ribosomal protein S20. The record is from RefSeq and is a predicted model, not a curated record. Bases 1 to 351 code for a protein of 116 amino acids. Gene Ontology annotation, biological process: translation. The transcript has a single exon. Gene Ontology annotation, molecular function: structural constituent of ribosome. Lineage: Eukaryota; Fungi; Ascomycota; Dipodascomycetes; Dipodascales; Trichomonascaceae. Gene Ontology annotation, cellular component: cytosolic small ribosomal subunit; ribosome.